AGCUCAAACAAAACCUUAAGAGCUUUUUCUCUAUCGAUCGUUUCAUUUCACAAACCAAAUUCGAGAGAGAGAGAGAGAGAUCGAUCCUAAACAAUUCAAAAGCACAAUGUUCAACAACAGCGUCUCGAUCUCAGUAUCAGACGAAGAGUCUUUGAAUCGGAUCCGAGCUCGAACCCGACGAAAGCGGAAGAAACUGAGCCACAGAACCAGCUACGAGCUACCUCGUUACGUUCUAAGGCUUUUCGUGAGAUACUGGGUGGUUUUGGUGUUUCUUCUCGCAGUUGGAUUGCUUGGAUUUGAAUCCACGAGGAUUGGUGUCAAAUCUAGUGAGCUGAAGCAUCCACCAGAUUCGAGUGGUAAAGAGAGUCCAAGCAAGAAAAAUGAAGGAAACUUGAAUCGAUUGGAUCCGACUACCAAGGUUAUAGGUGGUGUUAGACAACGUAAAGGAAACAGUUUCUGUGCAUUGUGGAUUUUUCAAUGAAAAUGGGGGAUUUAGGAUUUCGGACAAGGAUAAGAGGUUUAUGAAGACUUGUGAGGUGGUAGUCUCGACGUGUGCGUUUGGUGGUGGUGAUAACCUUUAUGAGCCUAUCGGAAUGUCUAAGGUAUCCAGUCAAAAGGUUUGCUAUGUCGCGUUUUGGGAUGAAGUUACUCUCGCAACACAAGAAGGAGAGGGUCAUAAGAUUGAUGAGAAUGAGCACAUUGGAAAGUGGCGUAUUGUGAUCGUAAUGGAUCUGCCUUUUACAGACCAAAGGCUUAAUGGGAAGAUCCCAAAGAUGUUGGCCCAUCGUCUUUUCCCGGAUGCCAAGUACUCGAUCUGGGUAGACUCAAAGUCCCAGUUUAGAAGAGACCCACUUGGUGUAUUGGAUGCUCUUCUUUGGCGAACAAACUCAGUGCUGGCAAUUUCAGAACAUGGUGCUCGGAGCAGCGUAUAUGACGAGGCAAAAGCUGUUGUCAAGAAACACAAAGCUACACCUGAAGAAGUUGAAGUGCAGAUAAAUCAAUACCGAAGUGACAAUUUACCCGAAGAUAAAAGAUUCAAUGGGAAAAAGGCUCUCUCUGAAGCCUCAGUGAUUGUGAGGGAACACACCCCAUUGACCAAUCUAUUCAUGUGCCUCUGGUUCAAUGAAGUUGUCCGCUUCACUUCGCGUGAUCAGUUAAGUUUCCCAUACGUUCUUUGCCGAUUGAAAGUUCUCAAGAACAUCAACAUGUUCCCUGUAUGUACACGUAAAGAUCUCGUCAAUAGCAUAGGUCAUGUGCGCAAGGCUAAACCGUUAAGUUAGUCUAUGAAUGUAUUGUACCUUAACUUUCAAAUUCUUUUUUUAAUUUAGUAUCCAUUUUUUGUAUU
Messenger RNA from Camelina sativa (false flax), 1345 nucleotides. The record is from RefSeq and is a predicted model, not a curated record. NCBI's taxonomy places the organism in Eukaryota, Viridiplantae, Streptophyta, Magnoliopsida, Brassicales, Brassicaceae.